AAUUAAAUUUACUGAAAAAGGUGAAAUCAUACUGAAAAUUUCAAUUCUAUCACGAAAAGCUAUUCGCGAAACCAAAGCGAGCCUGUUAAUUGAGUUAUGUGAUACUGGCAUUGGCAUGAAUCCUGAAUAUAUACAACAUGCUUGGAAAAGCUUUUCACAAGGCGACAUGUCAAUAACCAAGAAACAAGAUG
Messenger RNA from Racocetra persica, 191 nucleotides. The record is from the annotation of a GenBank genome assembly. NCBI's taxonomy places the organism in Eukaryota, Fungi, Glomeromycota, Glomeromycetes, Diversisporales, Gigasporaceae.